This is a messenger RNA of Cariama cristata (Red-legged seriema), 1426 nucleotides long. It is a transcript of the gene CEP55, whose product is annotated as centrosomal protein 55kDa. NCBI's taxonomy places the organism in Eukaryota, Metazoa, Chordata, Aves, Cariamiformes, Cariamidae. The transcript has 8 exons. Gene Ontology annotation, biological process: regulation of phosphatidylinositol 3-kinase/protein kinase B signal transduction; mitotic cytokinesis. The record is from RefSeq and is a predicted model, not a curated record. Bases 1 to 1401 code for a protein of 466 amino acids.
AUGAAUUCCAAGACCGCCAAAGAUAUAAUUAUUGGCAAGUGGGGCUUAAAGUCGGGUAGCUCCAGACCUGAGAGUGAUCUUGAGAAGUACAAGCAGGAGAAUGCUGCCGUGAGAAAAUCAAUGGAGGAAGUCAUUAAAGGGAAAAGCAAAAUGACUGAUCCGGAAAGGAACGGGCUCCUAGAGAAAAUACUUUACCUUGAAAAAGAAAAAGAAAAACACAACCAUCUUCUUGGAGAGAAGGACAAAGAAAUCCAAAACCUGAAAGACAAGCUUAGGUCCAAAAAAAAGAGUAGUGAAGUAUCCUUAUUACAAAGUCAACUAGAGGAAAAAACAAAGGAAGCAGAAAGGAGAGAACAGUUACUUUGUUCUCUAUCAGAAGAAAUGAAUCGUUUAAAAUGUAAUUUAGCUACUGUUACUGCAAAAUGUUCUAAGGUUGAAAACAGAGCUGGUACUUUUCAGGCAACCCAGGUAAGCACUGAAGAAAGAUUCUAUGGAUCACCAACUAAUCUUUACGAAGUUGAAAAACAACUGAAAGAUGCUCUUGAGAAAAACCAACAGUGGCUACUGUAUGACCAGCAACGUGAAGCAUAUGUCAGGGGACUCCUUGGAAGGAUCUUUGAACUUGAACAGAAGUCAGAAAUAGUUAGCCAACAAGCAUCUGAAGAAUUACAUUUAGAAGGUAAUCUACAAGAGGAAAAGCAAAAAUAUUAUGACCAGCUGCUACUAACUGCUAAGAGUGAUCUUGAGACUGAAAGACGCACUAUAACCCAGCUGAGAUCUGAACUUAACGAAUUAAAGAAGAAGUAUGAAGAAACACAACAAGAAAUAAUGAGUUUAAAUGCCUUAUUGCAGUCGCAACAGGUUGCUGAAAUGAAGACUCUAGAAAAUGAAAAUAAAAUGAAAGAAGAGAAAGUGCAGAGACUAAAACAAGAAAAUGAGACUAUUAAAGGACAGCUCAGAGAAGAAAAGAAAAGGUCUGAAGAUCUUUUAUGUCAGGUGCAAAUUCUUCGGAAAUCAUUGCUCAAACAGCAGGAGGAACACACUAGGAUAGCUUUGUUGGAACAACAGAUCCAGAUAUGCACCACAGACUUUGAGAAUGAAAAGCUUGAUCGCCAGAACCUGCAGCAUCAGUUACACAAAGUCCUUAAGGAACUGCGCAAGGCCAGGGAGCAAAUAACCCGUCUAGAACCUCUGAAACUCCAGGAAUCUGGACGUAUGGAACCACAAGAAGAUUUGCAAGCUGCAUUUGAAGAGAAGCUGACCAUGUAUGACAGAAGGUCUUCCCUGAAACAUUCAAGCCUUCUUGAUGAAAGUUUUCUUGAGUGUCCCAGAUGUAAAGUGCAGUAUCCAACAAGCCAGCAUAGAGAAUUACUGGCACAUAUUGACUUUUGUACAGCUUGAGCUCCAAAUGGACUUUAUACAUGCU